This is a messenger RNA of Cylicostephanus goldi, 312 nucleotides long. The record is from the annotation of a GenBank genome assembly. NCBI's taxonomy places the organism in Eukaryota, Metazoa, Nematoda, Chromadorea, Rhabditida, Strongylidae.
AUGGCUGUAAUAAUUCCAUAUCGAAACCGACCCAUGCACCUUCCCAUUCUUCUCAACAAUUUUCAUCCUUUUCUUACUGAUCAAGAGCUAGAUUACUCUAUCUUUGUGGUAGAACAAGUCUCCAAUCAGACCUUCAAUCGUGGAAAAUUGUUGAAUAUUGGUUUUGUCGAGGCUUUGAAGAUCUAUGACUGGCAAUGCUUUCUACUUCAUGACGUGGAUUUGCUACCGGAAGACAAAAGAAAUUUGCAUGUUUGUCCUCAAAGCAAUCCCCGACACAUGGCUGUCGCUAUGGACAAAUACAAUUAUUCGUAA